Emericellopsis cladophorae is the source of this 1155-nucleotide messenger RNA. RefSeq lists its product as uncharacterized. The transcript is spliced from 3 exons. The coding region runs from base 1 to 1155 and encodes 384 amino acids. NCBI's taxonomy places the organism in Eukaryota, Fungi, Ascomycota, Sordariomycetes, Hypocreales, Bionectriaceae. The record is from RefSeq and is a predicted model, not a curated record.
AUGGCCACGCAAAGCCAUGAACCACAAGAUGCCAAGGCCGAGUUGAAAAAGGUCAUUGACGGAAACGUUUACAAAGAGAGGUUCAAGGCCAAGUUUGAUCUCUCCAAUUUCAAGCCCAAUGCCGUCCUGCGAGGCAUGCAGCUCACCCUGGUAGGGGCACAUCGAGCUCUACAGAACCCCGCGCUGUUCACAUCGGAUCACUAUCGCCAAGCUGCCAUAGCAGUUGCGGUCGGUAUCGCAAUCAGACUCCUUGUCUCCCUACCUGUCCUUGGCGUUCGGCUCGUGUUAUGGACAAUAUCACUGUUCUAUCCCCUUGACCGUGUACAAUGGGACGACUCCGUGAUUAACGGUCUUCACUUCAUCGAGGAGUACGUCCUGCAGGUACCAUUUUUUCUGAUGACUUUGAUGCGCUAUGUAGACCCAACCUUGGACAAUCUGUUUAUGCGCUCGCUGGAAUGGGUAGACAUCACAUACGUGCAGAAGCACAAGUCUGAGAACCCCGAUACUCUCAGAGAUAUGUAUUAUCCCAACCUUAAGUCCUACGAAGCUGCCAAGAAGCAGCGUGAACCCUCUGGAGGUGCGAAGAAGCCGCUCAUGACAUUUCUCAUACGCUUUAUUCGCAAGGGCAGUAUAUCCUUGGCGGUUUUCAGUCUGUCCUACGUGCCGUACAUUGGUAGAUUUGUUCUGCCUGCGGCCAGUUUCUACACCUUCAACAAGGCUGUCGGUGCCGGUCCUGCGACGGUUAUAUUUGGCACCGGCGUUUUCCUGCCUCGCAGAUAUCUGGUUGUCUUCCUGCAGACAUACUUCUCCUCGCGAAGUCUCAUGCGGGAGCUUCUCGAGCCGUACUUCGCCCGUGUACAUUUUGACAAGGCACAAAAGAAGCGCUGGUUCAGGAGUCGGGAGGGUGUCCUCUUCGGGUUUGGUCUCGGCUUCUACUGGCUCAUAAAGGUGCCUCUCGUGGGAGUCCUCAUCUACGGGAUUGCCGAAGCGUCGACGGCGUACCUUAUCACCAAGAUUACCGAGCCGCCGCCACCCGUGAAUGAAGAACAAACGUUUGUUGAAGCUGAGCAAGAGUGGAAGAACAAGCACGAGUUCUUGGACCUAUCGCUCACAAACCUUGACCUCGUGCGGACGGAGAAGACGGCAAGCGAAUGA